This is a messenger RNA of Rhea pennata, 2248 nucleotides long. RefSeq names its product Yip1 domain family member 6 (gene YIPF6). Gene Ontology annotation, biological process: endoplasmic reticulum to Golgi vesicle-mediated transport. Lineage: Eukaryota; Metazoa; Chordata; Aves; Rheiformes; Rheidae. The annotation marks the transcript as partial. The record is from RefSeq and is a predicted model, not a curated record. Gene Ontology annotation, cellular component: trans-Golgi network; membrane. The transcript has 7 exons.
CCGGACGGCGGCCGCGGCGGCGGGGCCAAGAUGGCGGCGGCGGUGGCGGAGGGGAGCGGGGCCGCGGCUGGGGCUGGCGGGGCCGCGAAGCCGCUGUUUGCAGGUCUCUCAGAUGUGUCAAUAUCUGAAGAUAUUCCAGUGGAAGGGGAAAUUACUGUUCCUGUUGGAUCUCACUCUCCUGAUGAAGACUACUCCACUCUGGAUGAACCCGUUAGGGAUACCAUUAUGAGAGAUUUAAAGGCUGUUGGGAAGAAAUUUGUGCAUGUCAUGUAUCCAAAAAAGAGCAGUGCACUUCUUAGAGACUGGGAUCUUUGGGGGCCCUUGGUGCUUUGUGUCUCACUUGCACUGAUGCUUCAGGGUGGAUCAGCAGAUAGCAAAGAAGAUGGAGGGCCCCAGUUUGCUGAGGUCUUUGUCAUCAUCUGGUUCGGUGCAGUUGUUAUCACACUAAACUCAAAGCUACUUGGAGGAACUAUUUCUUUUUUUCAGAGCCUGUGUGUGCUGGGUUACUGUGUCCUGCCCCUGACAGUUGCGAUGCUGGUGUGCAGGCUGGUACUGCUAGCAGGUUCUGGGACUGUCAGCUUCAUUGUACGUCUUAUUGUAGUACUAGCUAUGUUUGGCUGGUCAACGUUAGCAUCUACGGCUUUCCUGGCAGACAGUCAGCCUCCAAACCGCAAAGCUCUUGUUGUUUACCCCAUCUUCCUCUUCUACUUUGUUAUCAGCUGGAUGAUUCUCACCUUUACACCUCAGUGACAUCAGAUCAAAAGAGACUGUAAUACAGACUGAAGGUUUUCAUGAAUGCUGCAGGUUAAUCGUGGCUUUAUCUCUAAUUUAUAUAUAUGUAUAGAUAGCUAUUAAAAAAAGACAGGUUAUGGGAUAAAGCCUGAGAACUGCAAAAUUGGUCAUUUGUCCCUCUUCUUGAAAGAUACAGAAAUCCAGCUACUGAGAUUUUUAUUUCACCCUGUUCUGUAGUUAAGUUUUAAAUAAAAAAUACCCACUAUGACAGGGGACUGUUCUGCCUGAAGAAUAGAAGGGGGAGACCUUGAAACUUCUUGAAGUUUCAUAGGUGAAGAUGAAGUUAUAGGAUCACAUGACUUAACAGAAUUCUUGCUUGUGCUUGGAUUCUCACUGAAGACGAAUAUGCCUUAUGAAAUAAUAUAACUUAAUUGCUGUUAUGUGUUGGGGUGGGUAAGAUGUGUGUUUGACUCCUGUUCUUUUUUCUUCAUUCAUGUAUAGAAUGGUGGGAUGUAUAUUAAGUGCAUCAUAGGACCAUAAACUUUGAGAUCGGAUUUUACUAAAGAGUAAGUUGGGUCCAUUUUGCACUUAACUGGAGCUAGGCAGAAGGGAACUGCCUUUGCUUAUAUUAAUGUAUUGUAUAUUUAUGUUUCAGCCACUUCACAGGUCAAGAUAGUGUUUUAACCAAAUGCCUUGAACACUGUAGUUAAACUAACUGGUCUAUAUGUCUUCUGAGAAGGGAGUGUGUUUACACUGGAUAGUUGCAGAUUUUUUCUUGUGACCCUAGAUUAGAGAGUCAAAGUCCUAGAGGAGCACUCAAGACUGUUCUGCAACAGGGGCAUAGCUAUUGCUCUGCAUAUUUACAAUGGAAAAUUGAGCAUCUGGAGAGUAUAAAGUAGUAUGUAUACAAAAAGUUUUUUUUUUUUUUUUUUGUGAAGUGAGUUUAGGUUUUGAAACAUGACAUCUUUGGAUGGUAACAUACCAAACAAGAACUUAAGCCCAGAAGUUUUAAAAACAGACUUGCAGACAGAAAAUAAGUUAGUUUGAAGGUAGUGGCUGCUAUGAAGUAGGAUAUAAAUUCUGGUCUUAACUACUUAUAUGUGACUUUUUUUAAAACAUGGACAGUGUUUCACAUAAAUUAUACAAUUUUCAAAUUGUUUCUUCUCUCUAGAGAGAAAUAAGAAACUUUACUAUGAACUUUUUGUCUAAUACUUUUUAUAAAAUGAGAGGAAGCUUUCUUCUGUGACACUGUAGGUACACCUAUGUAACCCGCCUGGAAAACCGUGUACAUGUGUGCUGUUUGUGUUCAAACCUAGAAAUUGAGACCUGGAGAGCUAUUCUUUAAAGACUGUGCAGAAGUUAUUUCUCACCUAUUAUUUUCACUAAGCAAUACAAGGAAAGAGCUUUGGAAUAUCUGAAGGUGAAAAAGCUGCUGUUAAAAUGUCACUUUUUCUGAAAAUGAGCAUCGUAUUUCCUUUCUCUUGUUGUAGUGCAAAUAGACCUGAAAUUAAGUGGA